AGUUCCAAGAUGGCGGCGAAACUCGUGCGGAACUAGCGCGAGUUUCUUCAAAGAAACACUUUGACAGCUCUGAGUGCGGCACUCAGUGUGGCACUAGCCAUCAAACGAACGUACCAUUAGAAAGGUAAGGUAAGGCGGGUUUCACAGCCGUCAAAAUAGUUAAGCCUAAGAAAGCGUUAUUUUAAUACGUAACGCAACAAAUCGGAUGUCUACACUGAAGAUUAAAAUUACGACCAAAAUGUGUCGAUGGUACACAUUGGAUGGUUUAACCGCGUUGUUUUGAAGUCGAUGUGUCGAUUCUACACAUCGCGCUGGUUUUUGCUCGAAAAGCCAGCCAAUGUGUAAACUGCUCUGUUGCCUGCUUCACCAUAGUUGCCGUUGGGUGUCGCCACCAUGUCUCCGACUUAGACGUCAGAACGAAAAAACACGUGACAACUAAAAGCAGCAAAUUCUCCACUUAUUUCAUUAUUUACCACAGUUCUCACAGUUCCAGCAAGUUCCGGACAAGCUGACAACCAACUGGGCUUUCGCCAGCACCCGUCGACCAUCGUGACAAUCAUCCGGAACUUGGUGCAGCGACUGUUUACAAACCUGCACAGCUGCGCUACAAAGUGGUCACCCUCUCCUGCAGAAAGGCCAGUUCCUGAGCAACUCGUCUCGAGUCCAAACAACCGGCGGCCAUCUCAGACAUGUCCCAACGCAGACGAACCACCCACACACUGGGACGAUUAACAAGUGCCAAGGAACUCGCAGAAGCCCUGACCGCAACCCGACAGCGCAGCUCCUCGCUCCAGGAGUCGCUCGAUCGCGAGCAGGAAAAGUGCGAAGAAUUGACCUGUCAGCUCACCAACCUCAACGCAAAACUCGGCGCGGUAGUGCAGGAAGUCACCCGGCUGACGGACAAGCAGGAAAAGCUGCUGACCGCCCACGAAGCGAUUAAGUCGAAGCGGGAAAGCCUGACCGAGCAGAUUGAGGAGCUGACCGAGUCGAUGGCGGUGCUGGAGGAAAAGUACCGGCUGGAGGCGGAGUUCGAGCGGGAUGACGGGGAGCACUCGGAUCGCUUGCAAAUGUAAAGCGCUGCCGAAAAAUUUUACGUUGGAUGGCAGGUGGAUAUUUCGACGGGUUUGUUACUGUCCUUGAAGGCAGUACAGAACCGUUUCGUGCCGUCUGGGAAGCCGAAUGAAGGACAUCGGCACAGAAAACGAAAAGAACACUUCUCCGGUCAAAAGUGCUUCAGUGAUCUCCAAAUCCCGGUGGCGGCUUACUGUCCAUCCGACGCCAGACGAAAUGGUGCAGCAUUCCAAAACAUGGCCCGGCAGAUUGAGCAGCAGACCUGGUUCGAAGUGGAACUCCGGCAGUGCUAACACCUACAGAAGUGCCGAGCGCGAGACGAUCCUGAAAUUGGUCAACCGGUAACCAAGACGGAAAAGUCGAUGCUUGCAGCUCGGACCACAUCUUUGUGCCUUGAGGGAGCUGUCCACCCGCGGUUACCGGAACCAUCCGUUCCGACGCACCACAACAAGGAGUCGCUGCUGGCUUUCCGCCAAAAUGUCCGGCCACAAUCCACCCUACGGG
This is a messenger RNA of Culex pipiens pallens (northern house mosquito), 1575 nucleotides long. RefSeq lists its product as uncharacterized. The record is from RefSeq and is a predicted model, not a curated record. Lineage: Eukaryota; Metazoa; Arthropoda; Insecta; Diptera; Culicidae. Bases 690 to 1073 code for a protein of 127 amino acids. The transcript is spliced from 4 exons.